AUGACCGUGGACAAGAUCGAUGUAACCGGCGACCCGAGGGUCGAGCGCCGCUCGGCAACCGUCAAUGGCAAGACAUAUGGCUACCUCUACAGCGAGCCCGAAUCGGGGGUUUAUCGGGCAACAAUCUUCCUCCUCCAUGGCUUCCCCGACCUAUCCAUGGGAUGGCGCUACCAAAUCCCCAUGUUGAUUUCCAUGGGUCUGCGAGUCGUCGCGCCAGAUUGUCUAGGAUACGGCCGAACAGACGCACCCGAAGAAAUAGAACUAUAUUCGCACAAAAGCUGCGCCAAUGACAUCAAAGAACUCGCAAUCCAACUAGACGCACCCGAGAUCAUCCUCGGCGGACAUGACUGGGGCGCCGCUCUCGCCUACCGCGUCGCGCUCUGGCACCCGGAGCUCGUAACGCACAUCUUCACAGUCUGCGUGCCAUACGCAGCGCCAACCCGGAAAUACCUCGCGCUAGAAGACAUGGUAGAGAACAUUGCGCCGCAUUUCGCGUACCAGUUGCAAUUUCGGAGCGGGAAUCUCGAAGAUGUCAUCUUCAGCAAGGAAGAUAUCGAAAAGUUCUUGUCGGCGCUGUAUGGCGGUCGCACGGAUGAUAGGGACGUGGCGUUUGAUGCCGAGUAUGGGGUUUUGUUGGAUCGGAUGGAGCUUGUUAGGCCGUCGCCUUUGUUGAGUGAGGUGGAACUGGAAUACUACGCGACUGAAUUCUCGAGGAAUGGGCUGAGAGGGCCAUUAAACUGGUACCGCACACGGGAGAUAAACUACGAAGAAGAGCUCGCCAUCCUGAACGCCCGCAUCACAGCCCCAUUACUAUUCAUCCAAGCGCUGAAGGACUCCGCACUGCCGCCACACCUAGGAAAAGGAAUGACGAGGACGGUGCCGCAUUUGACGUACAAGCAGGUGAACACGGGGCAUUGGGCGCUAUGGCAAGAGCCGGAGGAGGUGAAUGAGAUUAUUGCGUGGUGGUUGAAGGAGGUGGUGUUUAAGAGCUUGAGGAUGUCGAGGCUGUGA
Messenger RNA from Aspergillus luchuensis, 1011 nucleotides. Its product is annotated as alpha/beta fold hydrolase. Gene Ontology annotation, molecular function: catalytic activity. The record is from RefSeq and is a predicted model, not a curated record. NCBI's taxonomy places the organism in Eukaryota, Fungi, Ascomycota, Eurotiomycetes, Eurotiales, Aspergillaceae. The transcript has 7 exons. The coding region runs from base 1 to 1011 and encodes 336 amino acids.